AUACAGUGAACAGUUCCUGUGGGCUCGGAGUGAGAGUUUAGCUGCAUGUUGACAUGAUUCUGCUAACUAUAAUGGCUUCAAAUGAAACCAGUGCGAUUUGGGAAUUACUUAAACCUAUUGAUUUUGAGGAGCUCAUCCUGGCGUUCUGCUUGUCGAUAUUAAUUGGUCUGCUCAUCGGGAUCUUGAUUUUCCUCCUCCUUACAUGGAUGUCAAGACGGAGGGCUUCAGUCAGGAUCACCAGACGUCAAACCCAGUCGUUAGAAUCUAAAGGCACACGUAAUCAGCACUGCCACCUCAGACAUUACAAGAGUCACGGCUUCGACAAGAACAGUGAAUCUGCAGGAAGAGUGGUUUUGCCCCUCCACAGACAGACCUCUGUGGACCCCAAUGAGCUGCUGGGUAGAAGCCCUAGCUUUCAGAACUCUACUUUUCGGCCGCCACCAAAAAAGACCAAGAAGACCAGUAAUGAAACAGAGGAUGAUAACCAAGCUGCAUUACUUCCUAACAUCACAGAUCCAUUUAGUGCAGAACCAGCGGAGUCCUUCUGGCUUGGGAAGGGCAGUCUAAGGGGUUUCCUACCCAGACAGACUCCACCACCUGCUUAUGACAGUGUCAUUCACAUCUUUCAAGAGUCCUGUACCUGACUGCACUGUGAUAAGAGACAAAGGAUUGCACAUAAAUCCCAAAACACGGAUAAAACGUGACAAAAGAGGGGAAAAAAAUAAAAGAAAGUCUGGUUCUAAUUUGACAGUUACCCUGAUUUUACACACAUUUGCAUUACUUUCAUGGGUAACACUUAACAAUAAGAUGCCAUUAAUUAGUGUUCAUGCGUUAACUAACAAUGAGCAAUACAGUUAUUAGUAUUCUUUAAUCUUUGUUAACGUUAGGUAAUUAAAAUACCACUGUUCAUUGCUAGCUCAUGUCAGCUCAGGUUCAUUAAAAAAUAAUAAUAAAUACAAGAGAUAUUUUUGAUUUUAAUAAUUUACAGACGCUUUUAUCCAAAGAUGGAAGCUGUUCGUCAAAAAAUGACCAAUAGUCAUGAUGCACAAUGCCAAGUUGUUAAGACAAAUAUGUUGAAAUUAACAUUCACUAAGAUUAAUAAUUGCUCUAAAAAUAUUUUUAUUAUUAGGUUAUGUUAUUUAAUUAAUGUUAACAAAUUUAACCUUAUAGUAAAGUGUAACCCAUGGUGUAAAAAUGUGGAAUGGAAUUAUUUUUGUGUUUCUUAGGAUUAACCCGGUCAUUAAAAAUAACAGAUGCUUUAUUGCAUCUAAAUCUUUACGUUCUUUUGUCACUGUUAGUUUUGGUUGUUUGCUUAUUGAAUUGAAGCAGUGAAGUAAAGCAAAGCACAAAUAAAAGAAUACUAACUAA
Carassius carassius (crucian carp) is the source of this 1368-nucleotide messenger RNA. RefSeq names its product myc target 1b (gene myct1b). Gene Ontology annotation, cellular component: nucleoplasm. The transcript has 2 exons. NCBI's taxonomy places the organism in Eukaryota, Metazoa, Chordata, Actinopteri, Cypriniformes, Cyprinidae. The coding region runs from base 54 to 644 and encodes 196 amino acids. The record is from RefSeq and is a predicted model, not a curated record.